Mercurialis annua (annual mercury) is the source of this 1441-nucleotide messenger RNA. RefSeq names its product AP2-like ethylene-responsive transcription factor At1g16060. Gene Ontology annotation, biological process: regulation of DNA-templated transcription. Gene Ontology annotation, molecular function: DNA-binding transcription factor activity; DNA binding. Bases 1 to 1113 code for a protein of 370 amino acids. The transcript is spliced from 8 exons. Lineage: Eukaryota; Viridiplantae; Streptophyta; Magnoliopsida; Malpighiales; Euphorbiaceae. The record is from RefSeq and is a predicted model, not a curated record.
AUGGGGAAGCAUAACCAAAUUAAGACUGUGACAAAUAAUAAUAAUAACAAUGCUACUACUACUACUUAUAGCAAUGGAGUUACGAAGGCGAAACGUACACGAAGAAGCGUGCCAAGAGACUCUCCGCCUCAACGUAGCUCGAUUUAUCGAGGGGUUACUAGACAUCGAUGGACCGGCCGAUAUGAAGCUCAUUUGUGGGAUAAGAAUUGUUGGAAUGAAUCGCAGAAUAAAAAAGGGAGACAAGUCUAUCUUGGUGCAUAUGAUGAUGAAGAAGCAGCAGCACAUGCUUAUGACUUAGCAGCACUCAAAUACUGGGGCCAAGAGACAAUUCUUAACUUUCCGUUAUUGACCUAUGAAAAUGAAUGGAAAGAAAUGGAAAAUCAAUCUAGAGAAGAAUACAUCGGAUCAUUGAGAAGGAAAAGCAGCGGGUUUUCUAGGGGAGUAUCAAAAUAUAGAGGUGUGGCGAGACAUCAUCACAAUGGUAGAUGGGAAGCUCGAAUUGGCAGAGUAUUUGGCAACAAAUACCUAUAUCUUGGGACUUAUGCAACUCAAGAGGAAGCUGCGACGGCGUAUGAUAUGGCAGCGAUCGAGUACCGUGGAUUAAAUGCGGUCACCAAUUUCGAUCUCAGUCGCUAUAUCAAAUGGCUUAAACCUAAUCAAAAUGAUAACAUCAACAAUUUUAACGACAAAAAACUCCCUAACCCUAUCCCUAAUGUAAGCACCCACCAAUCUACCCCUACCCCUAAACCUAACUCUGACCAAGAUCUCGCACUAAGCUUCGUUCAUACCCAGCAAACCUACCAACCUUCAACCGCGAGCCAAAUUACUACACUAUUAGCAGAUCCGCCAAGGCCAGCAACCAAUGCCACGUCAGCCCUAGGGUUACUGCUUCAAUCAUCAAAGUUUAAGGAGAUGAUGGAGAUGACAUUAAUGGCGGAUAAUGGUCCUUUGACUCCUCCGCCGGAGUUAGAACAGCCCCAAUCUAGAUUCCCGGAAGAUAUUCAAACAUUCUUUGAGUGCCAAGAUUCAAGCAGUUAUGGAGACGGAUCGAAUGAUAUGAUUUUUGGUGACCUUAACUCAUUUGUUCCACAAAUGUUUCAGUGCGACUUCUGAUAUAUAAUAUAAGCAGAGGCGGAACCACCCUAAGAUCAGGGUCAAAUGUGGGUGAAAUAAAAUUAUAGAUCCGCUUGUAUAUAAGAUCACGAAUGUGUUUUCUUAUAUAUUAUAAGGAUCAAAAAAGACUUAACUAAUUGAUUUUAUCUAUUCUUAUUAGUUUAUUUAUUUAUAAUUAUUAUGUAUUUAAUUCUAUUGUGAAUAGGAUGAUGGGAUCAGAAUGAUUUGUAGCCCUCCUUAUGGUGGUGAAGGGAUAGCGUAGAUGUUUUAAUUUUAGGGUUUUUAAUGAUUUCAAAAAUUUAAAUAUUGUUAGUUUAUUUCUUUGUAG